UGUUGCUGCCAACUAGGACAGCUCACCAGUCAGUUUAACAUUUUUUUCUCAGGUGGGGAGGACUUUGGAGCCCACACAGUUCUUCCCUCACAUGCAGUUCCAUUUUCAAGCUGGAACGAUUUUUUAUUUCCUGAUUUCAGUGUGCAGAUAAUCUAACAAAGCCUGUUUAAAGUCUGUUGUCAGACUAGCAGUUCUCAUCUUAAAUUUAAAUGCACUUUCUAGCUUAAACACAUUGACUAGAAGAUUUAUUUUUUUGCAGAACACCCAAAGUACUCGUUAUUGCUAAUAAAUGUGUUUGAAAAAGGGACAAAUUGGCUGUGAAAAAGACAAAAGAUUAAAGGACACCGUUGUUGUGUACAGUAUGUGUAGCUGGGCUGAAAAAGUGGGAAUUGGAGGACAAAGCAGUCCCAUUGUCCACAGUUGUUGUUUUUUUAACAACACUGCAGAAGAGAAUACAUUUUGCUAUUCAGGGCAGGUACAGUUUUGCUAUUUGUGAUGUAUUCCAGGAGAUGAGACAUUCAUCAUAGCUGCUGUGUUGGCCAGACCUGGCUGAGCAACAGCAGCAGGGUGAAGUCAAGCUGAUCAACAAUUCCAUUUUUGCCUUCCUCGCUUCCUUCCAGAAGCCAGAAAACCAAAAAACUAAUGCACACACUCGGUUCCUUGGGGGAAUAUAGGUAUUUUUAACAAUAUGCUCCGAAAAAAUCCAAUUCCUCCAUCCAUCCUUUGGCACAGCUCCAACCUUUUCCAAAAUCCUGAACGCCACCCCAACCCCCGCCAAGAAGCACAUACAGAAGCCCACAUGCACACGCUCACACACAGACGUGCACUUUUACACACAUACUGUAGGCUGCAUGCACCCACUCACACACAUACAGCCUAGAGCCCCCAUCUUCUUAUGAGCUUCAUUACUCUGACCCCAGUCUCCCUUUCAUGUCUCAGAGGAUGUUUAUGCUGUGUGUGUGUGUGUGUGUGUGUGUGUGUGUGUGUGUGUGUGUGUGUGUGUGUGUGUGUGUGUGUGUGUGUGUGUGUGUGUGUGUCAUACCCAAUAGAAUAUGUGUAUGUAUAUUUUUUUGAGGCCCAGAGUAAGCAAAAGUGUGUUUUUGUGCAUGUGUACACUGUGACUACUGUAUAGUGUGCAUGCAGAGUGUGGUUGUGUGUGUACAAAUGUGCAUGUGUGUGUGUGUGUGUGUGUGUGUGUACGACUUCCCAGCCAAUUACCACAUCUCCCAGACAGACUGAGACUGCCUGGGCCCUGCCAGCCAAUCAGAGUGGGGCUGCGCACUGCCGGGCCGGAGGUGGUUGCUAUGGUAACCACGAGGCCUGUUUGCAUGGUGGCUGAUGGAAGAGUGAUGGAUUACAGUAAUGGGAUGGAGGGAGGAAGGUAGGGAAGAAGGAGGGAAGAAUGGAAGGAAGACUUGAGAGGAAGAGCGAGACAGAGGGAGACGGAAAACGGGGGAGGAGGGAAGGAGGAGGUGAGGAGCAAGGAGACAGGCUCAUACAUAAAGAUAUUGGAAAUGUAUGAAUGCAUCUGAAAUGAAGCGACUUAAAAAGAUGAAAAAGAAUGAAAGAAAAUGAUAAAGUGGGGGAAGAGUGGAGGAGGGGAGUAUUUGAAAUGGUGCUGGUGGGGGCAUCCAUGGUGCGAGAUUGAAUCCCCCGUUUUCCUUCUUCUCUCCGGGCAGAGAUGUGUGUCUGGCCAUCUGUCCUUGGAGCAGACCGAGAGAGAGAAGUUCCAGGAUGGCGCCUCUGUUUCCUUUUCUCCUGCUGCUCGUUUCUGUCUGUGCAGACGUUGUGGAGCGUUUUGAGGACGUACCUGACUGCAUGAAGUACUUCUAUAAGAGGAAGGUGCCCCAGUGGGGGGUCUCUACACCUGGCGCUGCCCGCCUCUGUCAGCGAUUCGUUAACAGGUACCACUUUGCCACGUUGUACGACACCAACAACCGCAUCGCCGUCUACUCUGCGUAUCAGUUCCAGCCCAGUAACGGAGGUGGCAGGGAGAGCAGGUGGUUUGUAGAGCCCCAGCUUGUAGACAAAUCGUGGCAAGCCGAGAUGAAGGAUGGCUACUGGCUGGAGAAGGACCACCCUGGGGUCUACCAGGGGCUGAAGCAGGCGCUGAAUGAGGAUUACACACACUCUGGCUUUGACCGUGGUCACCUCAACCCUAACGGGCACCAUGCAGUCCCAAGCCGCAAUGCCACGUUCACCCUGACCAACGUGGUUCCUCAGAACCCCAAGCUCAACCAGAACGCCUGGAGCAACCACGAGUCGUCGCUCACCAAGCUGUUCAACUCAAAGUGCUCCACGGCCUACGUCCUGGUUGGCGCUGUUCCCUCUGCAAACAACUGGAUCGUCAAGAACAAUGUGAAUCGCGUGAACAUCCCCGACUAUGUGUGGAAUGCCUACUGCUGUGUGGACAACAACGAGCAGCCCGUUGAGAGCGGCGCUGCCACGGCGAGGAACACAGAGGCCAAUUUGGUGGAGAAGCUGAGUUUGGAUCAGCUGAAGGAGUUCCUGCAACAGUUCUCUAAACAACCGACAGGGGAGCUGUUUUACAACAACUGCAAGGCAUAAGACGAGCAGACGGACAAUGAAAAACAUUUUAGGCAGAUUCAUAAAAGUACAUUAUUAUAGUGAAAGACCAUAAUUUAAUCAGAAUAAUCUUAAGUGCUUUAAAAUUAUGAAACUUCAUAAUGGAUGCAGCAGAAAAGAAUGAAAUUAUGCGCAUGAUUACUGCAUGUGUGUAUUUGUAAACUAAUGUACUGUAAGAUUUCAAGCUGCAACCCAUGAAAGCCCUUGGCGUGGUUAACCUGGAGCUAACCUUUAGGGAGACUAAAUUUAUUUAAAUACAAAGGUGAAAACCAAUGAGUAGUAAAAUAAGAAUCACACUCACCCUGCCAGUCUUCUGUUACUCUAUUAUAGAAAGUACUAAAACAAAGUCUUAUUAAGGGUGUUACCAUUUCAUGUUAAGGACAUAUUCUAAAGAUCAUACGGAUUCGAAAUUCAUUACGGAUUAUAAAUACACCACGUACACUACGCUACACGUUGCGUAAUUCUUAUGUGGGUUGGAGAGAUAGUCGCAAUACAAUAGAGAACUGCCUCUUCAGAACAGAGGAACCAUUCCCUAUAGCAGGAUGCUGCAGCUGUUUUUCCAGUUAAACACACUGCUGUGAACAACCUUCCUUGGAAAGCAGGGCAGAGGAGAUACUCCAAAGGUGUCAGACAGCUAAGUGAACCUGCAUCUGGUCUAUCACACUACAACUGGACCUUGUCGGUAGACAAUAAUCUGCAACCAUCUUACAGCAGCUCUUGCUCAGCAGUUAAAUAAACUUGUAAUAUAAUACAAUGAAAAUAAGCAAAAAUUAAGAUGCUUCACUGAGUUCUAUUAUUUUACUGUUUGUUAUUUGUGCAUUUUUAUUAGUUGUGGUGUUGUAGUAGUGUUACACAAAGAAAUAAAUGCUUUGGGCUUAAUUUAGACAUAAAGCACUUAGCUUGCUAGUCCUGUCUAUACUGUACAGCCACAGCAGCUCAUUAUCAUAUGUUACCAGGACACAUCAACAGGUGUUGAUUGUUGGCAUUGUUUGAGGUACAGUAUAAAAGAGAACAUAGGGCUGACCUAUUCUUCCUACAACUUAAGGCUGUGUGAGAUUACACCUGAUAUCACACUCACGGCAAGCCUGGACAGUAAUCUGACAGUCAGUACUGAUAAUACUGAUUACCUAUAAAUCAACUACUAUUUUAUUACUGGUUAGUGUGUUGCAAUUUAAUAAAGGUA
Betta splendens (Siamese fighting fish) is the source of this 3769-nucleotide messenger RNA. Its product is annotated as endonuclease domain-containing 1 protein-like. Bases 1735 to 2568 code for a protein of 277 amino acids. Gene Ontology annotation, molecular function: hydrolase activity; nucleic acid binding; metal ion binding. The transcript has 6 exons. NCBI's taxonomy places the organism in Eukaryota, Metazoa, Chordata, Actinopteri, Anabantiformes, Osphronemidae. The record is from RefSeq and is a predicted model, not a curated record.